AUGUCUUUCGAAUCUUUCACUUUAAUGGAAACUGAUCAAAAUAAAAAAAAGAAUUACGAUUAUAAUGAUGAAGACUAUAAUGAUGAAGAUAUGUUAAAUAGUGAUGGUUAUGAGAGAGAUCUUUAUACAUUUAAUAUAAAAAAUAAAUUAGUAAAUCGAUGUAAAAAGAUAAAAGUUGAUUUAGAUAAUAAAUCCAAAAAAGAAAAUUCUUUCAAUAAUUCUACUUUUAUUAAAAGAGAGAGAAGUAUGAUAAAUGAUGACAAUGAAUUACGAAAUAGAGGAAGAAGUUCUAUGUCUCAUAAAAAUGAACCAAAAACAAAAUUAGAAGGAAUAUUAAAUGAAAAUGAUUAUUUAAUUCAAUUAAAUAAAUUAAAAAGACAUGUUGUAGUUGAAAUAUUUGGAGGUAAAUGUUUUAUAAGAGAAUAUUUAUGUACUGAAUUUUUAAGAAGAAUAAAACAGUGUUGCCAUAUAAACUAUGUAAAAUAUAAUAUUGGUUUAAUAAAUUAUCGUGAUUGUAAACAAUUAUUAGGUGAAAAUAAUAACAUUGCAAGUAUAGAAGUUCGAUUAAAUUCUAUUUUAAUAUCUUUACCUCCACUAACAUGUGUAAUUUUGCAUUCAAGUAUAUUUUUAGUAAUUAAAGAAGAUUUAAUAAGAGAUGAUUUAAUUAAAAAAUUGUGUGCAGUUUCGAAAAAAUAUACAAAUUUAUAUAAAACUGAUAUAAAUAUGUUAGAAAGUAGGCCAUUUGAAUUUUGUGCAUUAGAAUGUGUAUUUUCAAGCGCUCUUGAACAUUUAAAUGCAGAAAUGAAAUUAUUAAAUAAAGAUUUUGGAGAAAUUAAAUUUUCUUUAAAAAUUAGCAAAUAUCAAGAAAUUUUAAGUAAUUUACAUAAUUUAAAAGAUCCAACAAAUUUGCUAGUAGACAAAGUAAAUUCUUUUAUUAAAGCAUUUCAUGAAAUAUCAGUAAAUAAUGCAGAUUUAAAAAAAAUGGAAUUAACAAAAUAUUAUUUUAAUCCAAAUGCCAAUGAAGAAGAUAAUAAAGAUCAUACCAAUCAAGAUUUAGAAAUGCUUUUAGAAUAUUUUGAUCAAGAACUUCAUCAAAUACAUGAUCAAGUCAAACAUUUAUAUGAAUCUAUAAUUAAUUUAGAAAACAGAAUAUAUCUUGAUUUAUCACUAUCUAGAAAUAACUUAAUUAGGAUGGAUAUCGUUAUCAGUUUGAUUAAUUCAGGAUUUGGUAUAGGAACUUUAAUAACAGGGAUAUUUGGUAUGAAUUUGAAAAUAUUUCUUGAAAAAAAUGAUUAUGCAUUUGGUUAUGUUACUGGUCUUGUAAUAUUAUUAUGCUUACUGACAGUAAUAAUGUCUAUUUAUUUUUUUAAAUGUAUUCGACUUUAG
This is a messenger RNA of Plasmodium gallinaceum, 1386 nucleotides long. Its product is annotated as CorA-like Mg2+ transporter protein, putative. Gene Ontology annotation, molecular function: magnesium ion transmembrane transporter activity. The transcript has 2 exons. Gene Ontology annotation, cellular component: membrane. The record is from RefSeq and is a predicted model, not a curated record. The coding region runs from base 1 to 1386 and encodes 461 amino acids. Gene Ontology annotation, biological process: transmembrane transport; magnesium ion transport. Lineage: Eukaryota; Apicomplexa; Aconoidasida; Haemosporida; Plasmodiidae.